UUUCCUGAGACGUAAUCAGAUGACUCAGACCUAAUUCGAGGAUUUAAGUUUCCGGCGGUUUGAGAACUUUUUUUUAACAAGAAAACCUUGUAAAGUGAGUAAGCUUUGCUUUUGUGCCGCAAAAUUAAAACAUGCUCAUCCAAGCUUUUAAAAUCUAUUGUUUAUGGCGAGAUUAUUACCCCACUUAUAAUUGUUCUUUUGGUAAUUGAGCCCGUGCGCCAGAGAACUAUUUGAAUAAGCUAAUGCCUCAGUGUUGUAGAAACAGUCAGGCUUCGUUGAUCAAACUUAGCAAGACACGCAAACUUUGUGAAAAUGAACGAAGGUAGUUCCUCUGGCAGAAGGCAAAGCCAUUCUAGUCGCACUCUGUCGGAAGAAACCGAAUCCAAUGCGGUUUUAUUCGAGAGUUCUGUAGAGAAGAUUGGAAGUCAACGAAGUCCUUCCGUGGAAAGCGAGCAAAGCGUUCGCAAAGUCUCCCAAGAAAGCAACCUUUCGCGAAAGAUUACUGGACUGUCAAGACGUAUAUCUGCCGCGUCUUUCUUCUCCAAUUUCAAGAAGCCAGCUGUUGAAACAAAACCAACGGAUGAAAAAUUGAAGAAAACCUUCGAGAAUACGUACCGAUUGGAGCCAAAGAUUCGUUUUCCUGAAGGAAAGGUUCGGGUGGUGAUUCAAGAAGCUUUGGAUACUUUAGACUCCCAUACAUACAGUGCUCAUCACACGCCGUUUCUCGUCAAGUUGCUGACUGCUCGGAUACUGGAAAACGUAAAACAGCUGAACAUUGAGCGAUACAAGAUUGUUUGUAUGAUUACCCUUGGAACAAAAGAGUCCCAAGGAGUCAGAGUGGCAAGUCGCUGUCUGUGGAAUAGCCACUUCGAUACGUGUGUUAGCGCGUGUUUUGAGAGAGAAAAAUUCUUUGCUGUUGGAACAGUUUACGGUAUUUAUUACGAGUAAAAAGCCUCGUAUUGAACAUAACAGUGAAGUCAUUUACUGAUAUCAGUACUCAGUAUUUUUGUGUGAACUCCGGGUUUAAUUUUCGUAGAGGACGUUGCAUGCUGUACCUCGACUUCGGGUAAAGUGACAACUAAUUCCUGACUGUUUGUAGACCUAAAUCUCAAGCAUUUAUCAAUGCCAUCUCUCUUGUCACAAGAUCUUUAUAAAUCAAUCACUCCACAUAAUAAUUUGCUAACAUAAGUGCGCCGUCAAUAAAUGAGAAUAUAAUAUUUCAUCUGUCAUUUGCGACAAAUCAAUUGUAGCAUAACAAUAUUAAUUAAGAAGCUUGUGAAAUUCGACUUAACUAAAUUUUUAUGUUUGGUACAUUUGAGUUUUGGCUUUGUAAUCCUUUCGACUCUAUUGGGUGAAUGUUAUUAAAAAGGAGAAUCAA
Molecule: messenger RNA, 1378 nt
Organism: Pocillopora damicornis (cauliflower coral)
Lineage: Eukaryota; Metazoa; Cnidaria; Anthozoa; Scleractinia; Pocilloporidae
Product: dynein light chain Tctex-type 5-B-like
Biological process (GO): microtubule-based movement
Cellular component (GO): cytoplasmic dynein complex; cytoplasm
Molecular function (GO): dynein intermediate chain binding
Source: RefSeq, a predicted model, not a curated record